Aspergillus mulundensis is the source of this 1257-nucleotide messenger RNA. RefSeq lists its product as uncharacterized. The transcript has a single exon. Bases 1 to 1257 code for a protein of 418 amino acids. NCBI's taxonomy places the organism in Eukaryota, Fungi, Ascomycota, Eurotiomycetes, Eurotiales, Aspergillaceae. The record is from RefSeq and is a predicted model, not a curated record.
AUGCCUCCGCAUGUCCCGACUCUCACGCUCUACGGCAACCACUACAACAUCGGCCUGCAACAUGGCCAGAAAGCCAAGGAUCGCAUUCAAAACAACAUAAAAACCUAUACGACGUUCUUCCACGAAACCGCGGGUCUCUCCUGGCCCGAAUCAAGAUCCCGCUCGGACAUCUUUGUCCCAACUUUGCAAAGGCUCUACCCCGCCAUCCUCGAUGAGAUUAGAGGGAUUGCAGAUGGUUCAGGUCUUGAGUUUGCGGACAUACUAGCACUAAAUGUCCGGAGUGAGAUUGCGCUUACGAACUACGAGAAUGCGCCAAAAGAUCCGGAUGAGGAACGUAUGCAGAUACCGGAGAUCACGGAUGGGUGUACGUCCCUAGCGCAGUUGAGCGCGGAUAAAGAGAGGCUCGUAGUUGCGCAGAACUGGGACUGGCUGCCUGAGUUGGCGGGCGGGAUGGUGGUUUUGGAUGUCGCCAUUUCCGAGUCUGAUUUCAGUUCGGAACGACAGGCCAACGGGAAUAAUAAUGGUCGCGGGAAGAGGUUCUUUACUUUGACCGAGGCCGGCCUCGUUGGGAAGAUUGGCCUCAAUUCAUCUGGGCUUGCCAUCUGCCUUAACGCUCUACGCUGCGGCGCCUUCGAUGCCAGCAGAUUACCGACCCAUAUCAUGACGCGGUAUAUCCUCGAGCACGCAUCGGAGUUCACCGUAGCAGUAGAAAUGAUCCGCGAGGUUGGAGGUGCUUCAACGGCCAAUAUGCUGAUGGGGGACGUGUCCGGCAGAUUCGGCACUGUGGAGGUUACGCCGUUGGGGAUUUCGGUCCUUGAGCCUGCCAGCAGGCCCUCUACCUCUGAGGUUGAGUCAGAAUCAGGGUUCUAUCUAAAGAAGGGGAAAGGGCCACUAUUCAUCGCACACACGAACCACGUCGUCACGCCACCAACGGGGUUCCCUCGUGGUGCGAUCUACGAUCGACCAGCGGCUAACUCGUUCGCGAGGUUGGAGCGGAUAACUGAGCUGGCGAGGGAUGAUGCGCAGGAGAGCGUGCGGGUCUGUGCAGAGUCAGUCUAUGCGCGCUUGAGGGAUCAGAAGGGGGAUCCGACGGGGAUCUGUCGCGGGUUACCGGCGAAUGCGCGGGGCAUGGAGAGGAUGACGACGCUGGCGAGUGUGGUGGUUGAGAUGGAUGUCGCUAAAAAGAAGGCGAGAGGGAGCGUUACGGCUGGAAGGCCUUGUGAGGACGGGUUGCAGAAGAUUGAGUGGGAGUUUUGA